This is a messenger RNA of Salvelinus namaycush (lake trout), 1465 nucleotides long. It is a transcript of the gene dffa, whose product is annotated as DNA fragmentation factor, alpha polypeptide. Gene Ontology annotation, biological process: apoptotic process; regulation of apoptotic process. The coding region runs from base 69 to 1016 and encodes 315 amino acids. The transcript is spliced from 6 exons. The record is from RefSeq and is a predicted model, not a curated record. Lineage: Eukaryota; Metazoa; Chordata; Actinopteri; Salmoniformes; Salmonidae.
AUCUGCCAAGAAGGUGCAUGCAGUAAACUUCCGUAAGGUUAUUUAACUUUUGGCAUAACAAAAUAGUGAUGUCUGAACUAAAACCUUGUAAGGUGUGUAAUUUUACGCGACAACAAUCAUACGGUUUGGUUGUUCCUUCUCUGGACCAACUAAAGAUUAAAGGAAGCGAAUCUCUUGGGUUUAGCCCAAGUACCUCCGUCUCUGUGGUAUUAGAAGAUGAUGGGACAAUAGUUGAAGAUGAGGCCUAUUUCUUGUGCUUACCUACAAACACAAAGUUUAUGCUCUUGCAUGAAAAAGAGACGUGGGCCCCACUACGAAGAAUUGAUGGCGGCACAGCUUGGAUGACCAGGGAGUCUGUGAAUCUUGAGAGCGAUGCUGUGGACAGCUCAAUCAGUGGGAUCGAGCCCUGGUUCUACCUGGCCCAGCAACUCAAGAAGGACCUGGCCAGCAUCAUACUGAUGUCGGAGGCAGAUUUACAAACCCUAGUGGACGUGCCUUGUUUAGAGCUGGCCUCAGCCCUGGGCUUCCCGGAGAGGAAGGCGCUGAAUCUCCAGGACACUCUACAGAGAGUGUUGGACCGCAGGGAGGAAGAGCGUCAGUCCAAGGAACUGCUCCAGCUCUACCUCAAGGCAGUGGAGAGAGAAGACAGUCAAGAGGCAGAGCCUAGAAAUGACGGGUCAGGUGAUGUGGAUGUGACAGACGGGCUGGCGGUGGAUUCGGCAUCAGGAUUCAUGUCCAGAACGCUGAUGGUUCUCAAGGGUAAAACGAGCCCUGAGACCAGGCUCUCCAAUGAGGAGCUGCAGAUGGUGGUGAACAAAGGUGCACGGGCCAUGGAGCAAGUCCUGGGCUGGGACUCUGAGAGGACAUUGGCGCUGCUGCAGGCAUGCGAGGAGCAACUGAACAGGCGGCUCCAGCAGGUUCAGGCCAUGCAGUACCUCCGUAGCCACACACAACAACAGGCCAGCACGCAGCCCUCAGACAAGAGCCAAGCCACACAAGCCAAGCGCAGCAAGUAAGGAGUAGGGGGAAGUUGCCCCUACACGCUGAUCUUGGGUGAAUUUAGCGUUUUCCCACUUAUGGUUAGGAUUAGGGAAGGGGAAACUGAUCCUAAAUCUGUACCUAGGGAAACUUCACCCCGGAGCCAGCUAGUAAUACCCCUCUGUCUCUGACCACAGAACACACACUAUCUGCCUUAAGACUGAGACGAUAAGUCACUUUGGUAUCGAUAUACGCCGCCCUCCGUAAGUAUUUGGACGGUAAAGCAUUUUUUCUUGAAAUCGAACAAUGACCAUAAGGUUAAAGUGCACACUGUGAGCAUUAACUUGAGGGUGUUUAUCUAUAUCGGGUGAACCAUGUAGAAAUGCCGUCACUUUUUGUACAUGGUCCCCCCCAUUUUAGAGGACCAAAAGUAUUGGGACAAAUUCACUUAUUUGUGCGUUAAAGUAGUAAAAUGUUAAGUAUUUGG